Molecule: messenger RNA, 3359 nt
Organism: Brassica oleracea var. oleracea
Lineage: Eukaryota; Viridiplantae; Streptophyta; Magnoliopsida; Brassicales; Brassicaceae
Product: probable zinc protease PqqL
Exons: 21
Coding region: 143-3169 (1008 amino acids)
Biological process (GO): proteolysis
Molecular function (GO): metal ion binding; metalloendopeptidase activity
Source: RefSeq, a predicted model, not a curated record
AAGGCAAAGAAAAACAUAAGAAGAACAAAUCUAGAAGGUGGUGGGGACUCUUGUGCGUCACCAGAGGGAGAAAGAAUUUGUAAUCGUCUUCUGUUGAGAAUCGAUUUUGAUUUUUUUUGACAAGAGUGAGGUAUCGAGAGAGAUGGAUUUGAUAUCGGGAGAGAGCUCGAAGGUGUUGAGGAAACAAGGAUUCAGAUCGCUGAAACUGAUGAGUGUGGAUAUGGAGCAGGAGCUCGGAAACGAGCCUGAGCCUUUCGGUGCCGACUACGGAAGACUCGACAAUGGCCUCGUCUACUACGUCCGACGAAACUCCAAACCUAGAAUGAGAGCCGCUCUUGCUCUCGCCGUCAAAGUUGGUUCAGUUUUGGAAGACGAGGAUCAGCGUGGAGUUGCUCAUAUUGUAGAGCAUCUUGCGUUUAGUGCGACAACGAAAUACACGAAUCAUGAUAUAGUCAAGUUCUUAGAGAGCAUCGGCGCUGAGUUUGGGCCCUGUCAAAACGCAAUGACUACAGCGGAUGAGACCAUAUACGAAUUGUUCGUCCCGGUCGAUAAGCCUGAAUUGCUAUCUCAGGCUAUUUCCAUUUUAGCAGAGUUCAGCUCCGAGAUUCGAGUCUCCAAGGAAGAUUUGGAAAAAGAAAGAGGUGCUGUUAUGGAAGAGUACCGAGGCAACCGUAAUGCUACGGGAAGGAUGCAGGAUUCGCAUUGGCAGUUGAUGAUGGAAGGUUCAAAGUAUGCUGAACGUUUACCUAUUGGUUUGGAGAAAGUGAUCCGGUCUGUUCCUGCUGCAACUGUGAAGAAAUUCUACCAGAAGUGGUAUCAUUUAUGCAAUAUGGCAGUUGUCGCUGUUGGUGAUUUUCCAGAUACAAAGACUGUAGUUGAUUUGAUUAAGACACACUUCGAGGAUAAAAGAUCAAGUAGUAAUCCUCCAGAGAUACCAUUCUUUCCUGUUCCUUCUCAUGAAGAUACACGGUUCUCUUGCUUUGUUGAGUCUGAAGCAGCUGGGUCUGCAGUCAUGAUUAGCUAUAAGAUGCCCGUAAGUGAUCUGAAGACGGUGAAAGAUUAUAGGGAUAUGCUUGCAGAAUCAAUGUUUCUGCAUGCUCUUAACCAGAGACUCUUCAAAAUAUCUCGUAGAAAGGACCCUCCAUUUUUUGCGUGCUCUGUUGCUGCUGAUGUCCUGGUGAGCCCAUUGAAGGCCUAUAUAAUGAGUUCUUCUUGUAAAGAGAAAGGAACCCUGGCAUCCCUAGAGUCUAUGCUUCUCGAGGUUGCUAGGGUACGCCUUCACGGGUUCUCAGACCGUGAAAUAUCUGUUGUUCGAGCUCUCAUGAUGUCGGAGAUUGAAUCUGCCUAUCUGGAACGUGAUCAAAUCCAAUCAACUAGCUUGCGAGAUGAAUAUAUACAGCAUUUCCUUCACAAGGAACCUGUUAUUGGGAUUGAGUACGAGGCGCAACUUCAAAAGAGCCUUCUACCCCAAAUAUCAGCUUCAGAUGUAUCCAGGUACUCUGAAAAGUUAAGAACAUCGUGCGGUUGUGUGAUCAAGACAAUGGAACCUAGAUCUGCUGCAACAGUUGAUGACAUGAGAAAUGUUGUCUCAAAGGUUAAUAGUCUUGGGGAAGAAAUGAAGAUUGCUCCGUGGGAUGAGGAAAAAAUUCCAGAAGAAGUUGUCGAUGAGAAGCCAACUCCAGGGGAUGUUACCCACCAGCUUGAAUAUCCAGAAGUUGGGGUUACAGAAUUGACUUUAUCAAAUGGAAUGCAAGUUUGCUACAAGUCCACAGACUUCUUGGACGACCAGGUUCUUUUUACAGGGUUCGCAUAUGGAGGACUUUCCGAACUCCCUGAGAGUGAUUACAUAUCAUGUUCGAUGGGAUCAACGAUUGCAGGUGAAAUUGGUAUGUUUGGUUAUAAGCCAUCAAUGCUUAUGGAUAUGCUUGCUGGUAAGAGGGUUGAAGUUAGCGCAAGACUCGGGCCAUACAUGAGAACGUUUUCUUGUGAUUGUUCACCCACAGACCUUGAAACUGCUUUGCAGCUUGUAUAUCAACUUUUUACUACAAACGUGAUGCCACAAGAAGAAGAGGUUGGAAUAGUGAUGCAAAUGGCAGAAGAAGCAGUCCGUGCUCGAGAGAGAGACCCUUAUACUGUCUUCGCCAACAGGGUGAAGGAACUCAACUAUGGAAAUUCUUAUUUCUUUAGGCCUAUUCGGAUAAAUGAACUACGAAAAGUUGACCCGGUGAAGGCCUGCGAAUACUUUAACAGUUGCUUUAGGGAUCCAUCAACUUUUACAGUUGUGAUUGUAGGGAACCUUGAUCCUAGUAUCGCUCUUCCUCUAAUUCUUCAGUAUUUGGGUGGAAUACCUAAGCCUUCUCAACCGAUUCUCAACUUCAACCGUGAUGAUCUCAAGGGCUUACCAUUCACUUUCCCUACUAAGAUAACAAGAGAAUUUGUACGAAGUCCAAUGGUCGAGGCCCAGUGUUCAGUCCAGUUGUGCUUUCCAGUGCAGUUAACAAAUGGAACAAUGAUCGAAGAAAUUCACUGUAUCGGCUUUUUAGGAAAACUUCUAGAGACCAAGAUAAUCCAGUUUCUCAGGUUCACGCAUGGGCAGAUAUAUUCCGCAGAGGUCUCAGUGUUUCUUGGCGGGAAUAAACCGUCUAGAACAGCGGAUUUGCGUGGUGACAUCAGUGUAAAUUUUUCGUGUGAUCCAGAAAUCUCAUCUAAACUGGUUGAUCUAGCUUUGGAAGAAAUUGUACGGCUUCAAGAGGAAGGCCCUUCGCAGGAAGACAUUUCAGCCAUCCUGGAAAUAGAACAACGAGCUCAUGAAAAUGGCCUGCAGGAAAACUAUUACUGGUUAGACAGGAUUCUACGUGGAUACCAGUCAAGGGUCUACGCUGGCGAUUUGGGCGCUUCAUGCCAGAUUCUAGAAGAAGGGCGUUUGAGAAUGAGAGAGUCACUUGCACCACAAACAGCACAAGCCGCAUUACAGAGAAUCCUCCCUCACCCUUGCAAGAAACAGUACACUGCUGUCAUUCUCAUGCCUCAGAGAUCACGUUUUGGUUUUCUUUCCUCUAUAUUUGCGUCUAGCCCGGAGACCCGCUACAUUCGUGACACCAAGAUUUUGGCAGGCAUUGCUGGUCUAGCUGUUCUUGUUUUUAGCAUCUGGAGAUACUCUCGCAAGUAAAAGUCUAAUCUCUCUUUCUUGUCAUUUUUUAGUGAACCUCGGCGUUUAUUAUUCAAGUUCUCGUACAUUUUUACAAGAGAUUAAGAACCACAAACUUAUUUGUUGCUACAUUUUUUUGUGUCACGACUGUAAUAUUUUAACAGUUUUCGUCUAUACAUUCAGACAUGAAUAAGCUAAAGCCUUCUCUUCA